This is a messenger RNA of Pseudoliparis swirei, 3426 nucleotides long. RefSeq names its product testis-expressed protein 264-like. Gene Ontology annotation, biological process: protein-DNA covalent cross-linking repair; reticulophagy. The transcript has 4 exons. The record is from RefSeq and is a predicted model, not a curated record. Bases 1 to 714 code for a protein of 237 amino acids. Lineage: Eukaryota; Metazoa; Chordata; Actinopteri; Perciformes; Liparidae. Gene Ontology annotation, cellular component: autophagosome membrane; endoplasmic reticulum membrane; nucleus.
AUGGAUACAGGGUUGGAGCAGCUCUGUCUGUUCCUUCAAACGGUGCCGGGUCCACAGUGUCGCUGUGCUGUCGGCAGUAUUCUGAACGAGGGAGAAAACAAGGCAGACGAGGAACUUUUAAAGAGCUAUGAGACGUCCGGCUUUAAAGUCUUUUCCUUUCCAGAAGUCACACACGUGGUCACUACCUCGUUCCCCCACAGGACGUUUUUCUCUGUGCUUCUGGGAAUAAGAAGAGUUUACCCGCAGCUCCAGCACUACAUCAAGGAAAGGAGGCUGUGUGCUCACCCAUUCCUCGAGAUCUACAGAGAGGGGCUGAUCCAGUUCAUGGUCCCCUUGGCCCGCCAGGGAGAUUUCUACGUGCCUGAAGUCCGACCGGCAGAAAGGAGGCUGUUGGAACAAGAGGAACUAAACAGUGACUCCGAAGUCUCAGGUGCAGACUCAAACAGUGACUGCAGCUCAGGGAGUGGGGUUCUCCUGUCGGACAGCAGAGAGACGUCCUUGGCGGGGUCCUCUGUCCGCUCAGUGGUUCUCCAGGAUCAAGGGGAUAGAAGAAAGCACAGAGGGAGAAGCUCCAGGGGAGCCUCGUUUGAAGAGCUGGACCGAGAGCCGACUGGUGGACGGCGGGCCGAGAGAGGCGAGCGGCUUCCUAGAGACUCCAACAAGAAGAGCCCGCCGGCUCAGCAGUGGUGGGGUGCUGUUGGAGGAGAGGAGUAAAAGUUCAGUGAGACCCAUUGGUUGGAAGAAAAAAAAAGAGAUUAAAGGAUUGGAAUUGAGAAUAUUGAGAAAUUCAAAUUAUAAAAGUUAGUUUCAGGAUGGAUUCAUGUCCAAAUGGGGAAGAAUUAAAGGCGACUGUGGGUCACUGGUUAGCAGGUCGGCGGUUCGAUCCCCGAUCACGGCCCUGGUCGAUGUGGCCUUGAGCAAAAGACACUUUACCCUGAAUGUGUCCCUGUAGCUGCGUCUACGGCGUAUGAUUGUAGGUCGCUUUGUAGAAAAGCGUCGGCUAAAUGAAAUGAAGGUGACGUAUUCUAUAUUCCAUGGUAUUGUGAACAAUGUCAAUGAAAAGACCAAAACUAGCGCUGUGUUUCGCAAUACUUUCAGAUUUCCCUGCCAAAAGAGCACAUUCUACCGUAUAGAAGAAUGUUUUAAAAAUCGCUCAUGAAUAAGCUGUCAUUAUUAAACUGUUUUUAAAAAGUUUCCUCAAAACAGCUGAUCACUAUAGUUUUUAGAGUAAAUAGUGGAUUAAUCCGCAUUUAGUGUUUUAGUAUGCAGCAUGACGGUGUAUGCAGGACCAACCCCAAAUAAACUGGUGCAUUGUAAAGAAGGAACAGGAAUGAAUUGAAUAAUAUCACCAGAUUUAUUCCACACUCUUUUAAUUGCCUUUUUAAAGUGAAAGUAUUAAAAUGCGAGAUUUUGCUGAAAGAAAACAAACUGCUCUAAAUCUGCAGAACUUAUUCAGGUAACCUGAGUUCCUUGAAACAUUUUUACAGAAGUAAUGAUUGUCAAAAAGAUGAAAACAAGAUGACUGAACUGAGUAUGUUUUAAAAAAAAGAAGCAUUUCAAGUAAAAUGCUUCUUUUUUUAAAAACAUACUCAGUAUUACGCGUAUUACUAACAACUUUUGUUCAAGGAUUGUUCGACAAACAUAGAUGAAAUUCUGUUUUUAGUUUUUUACUUGUUACAUUACUAAUUGCCUUAGUUUCAUUCAUCAAGGCAUUGUAAUUACUAUAAGCACAUAGACUUCACAAAAUGAGCUGUCCUGUUUUUUUGUUUAAAUCGUGUGUUUGACUGAAUAUUUGUGUGCUUUGUAAGAAGUGUUUUGGGUAUUUUCACAAGGCGGUGAGUUGACACAGCUCUGUUGCUAAUGCGCAUAUUUUGAUAUAAAAUGCAUUUAAUUUCCAAAGAGGAACAUAUGAAUGAAUGCAUAAUAACCUCCUUUGUGUCAAAUUGUCUUCACACAUCCAUUCCCAGCGUCUUUAUUUUCGGUGCAGCCGUCAUAUUGUUAUUUGACUUUCUCAGCCUUUCUCUCAUCUGCUGUCUCGUUGCACAGACUAAUUACCGGCUGCAACGGCGACGCUGGUAUAGUUUUUACCUUGUGUUUGUGUGUGUGUGUCAUCAUGACACAAUGUGGUCCUGGAGACGCCAACUGCAGAGGAACUGCCACAGAGGCCUUUGCCAGGUGUUUAUGUAGUAGAUUCAAAUGUGUUGAGGCCGAAUAUAAAGAUGGGUAUGAUCCAAGAAAGGCGGCAGGAAGCGGGGAAAAGGCCUUUCACGUCAUGCCGCUGGCCCGAUUUGGCAUUUUGGUUCGUGUGUGAUUCCAUUGCAGGACGGCCUCUAGUUUCUGUUUGUUUUUCUCUUCAUUAUUUUCUCUCUUUCUCUAUGAAACAAAUAUGGCAGCUGCAGCCUGAAAGACCACCUAAUGACCCACACACAUAUAUCCUAUAUUUUCCUACGAGCAAAAGGUCGCACCGAGCUUGUCGCAGAGAGCAGCGCUCACUUGGAGGGAGCAGGCAGCUCAAAGGGAUGUGCAUGUGAUCAAAUGUGAGGUAAAUAGCUGUUGCAUAUUCUCUACUAAACUGUUUCCAUUUAAGAUUCUACAGAUUUUCACUUGGACAGAGAUGACGGUUACAUGGUGACAAAGGCUUCUGCCACCUUACUGUUGUGUGCUUGAUAUAACUCACCACACAAGGCUUUCCUUUACUUUGAGUAUUUUAUUCAGUCAAUUAUUGCAAUACAAUUCUAUAUAAUAUACAAAACAGAAAGACUGAAAAGGUAUAGGUAGAAGCAAAAAAUGCUUAUACAUUCCUAUCCUAAAUUAUUAUAAUCAAAUAAAUCUGAACAUUUAUAAUAAAUUUGUAAAAUUUAUAAAUAAAUCAGAACAUUAAUAUCAUCCUAAAACGGCUUCACAAUCGGACUGUUUAAGCCGAGAGAAACCCUGCAGAAGAGGGUUUUUAUCUCAACUAAAGCUCUUGUAAAGCGGUGCUAUUCAGUUUUAAGUAAUGAUUGACAUUAAAUAUAUAAUAGUCAGAUUAAGUCUCUGAGGAAAAUGAUAUUCCAAUAAUGGAGAUAUUUUGCUCCAUGACUGCUUAUUUGUGUAUUUCUUGACAAUCCCUUGGUAAACUACUGUUGCAUAUUCUUAUUCCACAUGGAAAUGUGAAAAAAGCCUGUUAUUGCAUCAUUCAUUCAUUACUUUACUCUGAUUGGACUUGCAGCAGAUACUUAAUUGUCUGAAUGCUGAGCUGUUACCUGACUAAUGUUCUUCAAAGAUGAUCUAUAGUGGGUGUUUACAUUUGUAAUCUAAAUGCUGAUAGCUCUAAAGAGGGUUGAAUCACCAGAGAAUAAAGUUAAACAGGAUGAAUGUGCUUACGUCGUAGAGUGAGGCUCUGAGAUGCUGCCUGUUUGUAUAAUUAAAGCACCUUUCUGAGCAGUG